GUUCGAGGAUGUUGACGUCACGCUGCGCACCUGGCCGCGCUAGUGCUCCGUUGAAUUCCUAUUCUGGAUCACUGUGGCCUUCUCCCUGCCUCCUGGACACGACGUGCCCGUGUCGGGUUUCUAGAAGCGGUGUAAUGAGUUGGUGAACAGCUUGAGCCUCAGCCCCGACUUGACAAACCAAAGGGUUUUUGUGUGCACGUAGCGUAGGUUGCAGAAGUGUCUACCUCAUAACCGUUAAGGAUUAAAGACAUCGUUAAUCUUAGUUUAGUACCUGCUAUGUAGUAAGCUGUCAGUAAAUGCUAAUUAUUAUUCCCAAAUCCCAGCAUUUCCCUCAUAGCUCAUAACACAAGCUGCCAACAGCAGGUGUCUGCCUGGGUAAAAAUGGCAUGCUUGUUAAAGUCGUUUGUCUCACCCUCACUUAAAGCCAAAACUCUUUUUUUUUUUUUUUUUUUUUUUUAAUUUGAAAGGCAGAGUUACAGGGAGGCAGAGCCAGCGAGAGCCAGUUAGGUCUUCCAUCUGCAAGUUCACCCCCCAAAUGGCCUCAAGGCCAGAGCUAGGCUGAUCUGAAGCCAGGAGCGUCUUCCCUGGGCUCCCAUGUGGGUGCAGCGGCCCAAGGACUUGGACUAUGGCUUUUCCAGGCCAUAGCAGGGAGAUGGAUUGGAAGUGGAGCAGCUGGGACUCGAACCAGAGUCCAUACGCUACAGUGCCAGCUCUUUCUUUGGACUCUGCCAUACAGUCUUUGGGAGUCCUUUAUCAUAAACUAUGUUGCAUUGAUUUCAGGGACGUCUUGUUUCUUUACCCAGAUUUUUUUUUUUUUUUUAAAGCUCCUAGAAGAGCCCUAUGUUGUGUUUACCUGUUCAGAACUGUUCUGUGUACAUAGCAAGGACUGGGAAAAAAAGCUAAAACAAUUUAAGCCUUUCAGUGCAUCUUUACAUUUGAGUUCCUCUUAUUACUGUAAAAGGGAGCAGAUAAAAUUAGACUAAGUUUGAAAAUACACACUUUGAGGCCCAGGUAGAUAAAACAUCUCCUAAAAUCAAAAGGGAAUGGCAGGCAUGACCCCAGGUCUUUUGCUCCUCAACUCUAGUUCAGUUUCCCCUCACAACACAAUAAUGGGGGUUUUGCCACAUGCCCUGUAUCAUUAAUGUGGGAGCCUAUCUAAAUAAUGAAUGUGAGCGUGGAUGAGUUCAUUAAUCACAUAAGGUUGUUUUACAUUUUUAGACAGCUUGGAUUAAUAAGGAGAAAGUCAAUUGCAUCAGCAAGUGGAAAUCUAGGAAGAGGCAAAUUCAAGCAGUUGUUUCAGUACUUAAUUGUCAUUGAUUUUGAGUCGACAUGCUGGAAUGAUGGAAAGCACCACCAUAACCAGGAAAUAAUUGAAUUUCCAGCAGUAUUGUUGAAUACUUCAACUGGAGAAAUUGAAUCUGAGUUCCAUACAUAUGUUCAACCUCAGGAACAUCCAAUUCUUUCUGAAUUUUGCAUGGAACUGACAGGCAUAAAGCAGGCUCAAGUUGAUGAAGGAGUGCCUCUGAAGAUUUGCUUGUCUCAGUUCUGUAAAUGGAUUCAUAAGAUCCAGCAACAGAAGAAAAUUGUUUUUAGUACUGGAGUUUCAGAGCCUUCUUCUUCAGAAAUACAACCAUGUACAUUUGUUACUUGGUCAGACUGGGACUUGGGAGUUUGCUUGGAGUAUGAGUGUAAGAGAAAACAGCUGUUAAAACCUGUGUUUUUAAAUUCUUGGAUUGAUCUCAGAGCAACUUACAAGCUUUUUUAUAGGAGAAAACCAAAAGGACUAAGUGGUGCCUUGCAGGAAGUGGGAAUAGAAUUCUCAGGAAGAGAACAUUCUGGGUUGGAUGAUUCUCGGAAUACUGCCCUUCUUGCUUGGAAAAUGAUCAGGGAUGGUUGUUUAAUGAAAAUCACAAGAUCCUUGAACAAGGUUCCCACUAAGAAGAAUCCCAACAUUCUGACCAGAAAUUUGAACAUAAAUCAAGUCGAAGAAACGUCUGCCUGCCACAGUAACAUCCGGAGUCCCAUCAUAGAUGAUGGGGAGCCUAAAAAUUCUAUAAAUUCUCAUGAAAAAAUUCAAAUGAGGUCAGUGUGUGUGAAUUCUAGAAAGUUACAGCAGGAUCAUUUCCAACCAAAGAAUGACUUAAAAGCGGGUUUUCACAACAUCAAAAGUUGCUUAUCUCUUUUUAGUGCCAAACCCUCUACUUCUCUGGGACAGUUGCAGUCUCCCACCUUGAAUUCACCUAUCCAUAUAGAGAACCAAAGACAAAAUGACCAUCUUGCAUUUAAUACCAAAUCUAAGUCUUCCACAACUAGUUCAGAAUUAGUACUUGUUUCUACCACCAUUCCAUCUGUUAAUCAUGCUUCUGACGUGGAAAUGAGUUCUGUUCCUGACUGUUUACCUAUGUUGACUGAUUGGGAGGAUGUAAUUUUACUGCCAGCAUCUCAGCCUGAUCAAAAUAUAGAUUGUACAGCUCCCAUUAGUGACUCAGGUACUUCAUUUAGUUCUGGAGAAAGAUCAGUGGUUUUAAAAGAACCAGAAAUGCUAAGCUGUGAAAAUUUGGAAGGCAUAGAGAAAACUCCUCAAAGGUUUGAGACCUCCAAGUCUAUUGUGUACCAGAGUCCUCACACUACUAUUUAUAAUGUAAAAGAAACCAAAGAUCUAGGUUCAAAUGUUUCUGCCUUUAAGUUACCUGAAUACAAAUCAAGUAGCUUCAACACUGUUAAUGCCAGUGCAUCUCAUCCUUCAGUUUUGAGAAAACCUCCUCUUCUCUUAGGUGGUACUAAAAGGAAUCCAUCUAGUCCCCCAACUUUCCCACCAGCAAAAAAACAGACCUUUACUGUUCAUGAAGAAAAGCCUACAUCAUCUGAUUGCUCUCCAGUAGGGAAUUCUUCCCGGAAAGUUCUCCCCGCUGUAUUAACUUCUACAGUUAACCCACAGGAGCCUUGGAAGAGUGGGAAAAUGACACCUCCCUUAUGCAAGUGUGGCCGAAGAUCUAAGAGACUUGUUGUUUCUAAUAAUGGACCAAACCAUGGAAAAGUCUUCUAUUGUUGUCCUAUUGGGAAAUAUCAUGAAAACAGAAAAUGUUGUGAUUAUUUUAAAUGGGAACAAACUCUUCAGAAGGAAAAAGCCAACAACAUGGUUCAGUCUCAUUUCACAGGGCAGCUCGUUUUUAGUUCUCCAGAAACAAACCAUGUUCCUGACAGGAAUUUGAGCUUUUCUAUUAAAAAUACUUUGAGACUCAGACCUUCAAUGAGGAAUUGAAAGACUUAACUUUAUAUCCAAACUCUGUUUCUAGUUUAAUGUGACUUAGUGCAAGAAAAAUUUAAGGACAUGUUUAAGUUCUGUAUACUACACUUGAACUAUCAUACACACAUAUAAACUGAAAGAGAAAAGAUAAAUUUAUGACCUUCCACUUUCAUUCACCAUUGUCUAACAUUUGUAUUCUGUUUAUUCCUGAAUGAAUCCUAAUUGUUCAUUAAAUUCCCAAACAU
Molecule: messenger RNA, 3492 nt
Organism: Lepus europaeus (European hare)
Lineage: Eukaryota; Metazoa; Chordata; Mammalia; Lagomorpha; Leporidae
Gene: ERI2
Product: ERI1 exoribonuclease family member 2
Exons: 8
Coding region: 1163-3262 (699 amino acids)
Biological process (GO): exonucleolytic trimming to generate mature 3'-end of 5.8S rRNA from tricistronic rRNA transcript (SSU-rRNA, 5.8S rRNA, LSU-rRNA)
Molecular function (GO): 3'-5'-RNA exonuclease activity; nucleic acid binding; zinc ion binding
Source: RefSeq, a predicted model, not a curated record